Aspergillus affinis is the source of this 1671-nucleotide messenger RNA. RefSeq lists its product as uncharacterized. The transcript is spliced from 2 exons. The record is from RefSeq and is a predicted model, not a curated record. NCBI's taxonomy places the organism in Eukaryota, Fungi, Ascomycota, Eurotiomycetes, Eurotiales, Aspergillaceae. Gene Ontology annotation, molecular function: transmembrane transporter activity. Gene Ontology annotation, biological process: transmembrane transport. The coding region runs from base 1 to 1671 and encodes 556 amino acids.
AUGAUGGAAACCAAGAACAGUUCUCCCAAGCCGGCUGAUACAGCUGAUACACCACCAGCCGAGAUCUCGGACGAGCCAAAGUCUACCUUCAAGCCUGAUGUCCGGUUUUGGUUGGUCUUUGCUGCGCUGUGUGUGACUUCCUUGCUGGCCGCUCUCGAAGGAACUGUCACGUCCACUGCUCUUCCUACCAUUGUCGCUGAGCUCCACGUUGGCCAAGAUUACCCAUGGGUAUCCAACGUCUACUUUUUGACUACAGCAUGCUUUCAGCCGCUCUACGGACAACUCUCCAAUGUCUUCGGUCGCCGGUAUCCCAUGAUUUCGUCCGUCGUCUUCUUCAUCCUCGGUAGUGGUAUUUGUGGAGGUGCCUCGAGCGCGGCCAUGCUUAUUGUUGGUCGUGGGAUUCAAGGCGUUGGAGGAGGCGGAAUCCUAAUGCUCAUCGAACUCAUCGUAUGCGACUUGGUCCCCUUGGCUCAGCGGGGCGCAUAUAUUGGACUGAUGUUUGUCUUCUUCGCUAUCGGCACAUCACUGGGCCCAUUUAUUGGCGGUACCAUUGUUAGCAACACUACCUGGCGAUGGGUCUUUUACCUUAAUCUUCCGAUCGGAGGCGUGGGUCUAGUUCUGCUGAUCCUCUUCCUACAAGUGAACUAUAACCGCGAGAUGUCCAUUGGGGAGAAGCUGAAGCGCUUAGAUUACUUCGGAAACUUGCUGCUGAUUAGCACAAUUGUGUCUAUUCUGAUUGCGCUUAGCUGGGGCGGCACUCGUUACCCCUGGUCCUCAGGCCACGUUAUCGCACCUCUAAUUAUCGGUCUCCUUGGAAUUCCAGCAUUUAUUUUCCUUCAAGGUACUCCGCUUGUUAAAGAGCCGACCACCCCAUUGCGACUGUUUAGCAACCGCACUUCAACUAUAGCGUUCUUUAACACCUUUAUACACGGCCUCGUCAGCUUCUGGAUUCUGUAUAUGCUUCCGGUCUACUUUCAGGCUGUUCUACAAUCUUCCCCCGAGCGCUCCGGCGUGCAGCUUCUCCCGACUGUGAUCUCUAUGAUUCCUAUUGCCGGAGUAUCGGGCGCAAUUCUCUCUAAGACAGGUAAUUAUAGAAUACUCCAAAUCGUCGGCUUUGCCCUCCUUACUAUCGGCCUUGGCACUUUCACGGUACUAGGCCCCGGCUCUUCCACAGCAGCGUGGACGUUGACGCAGAUGGUCGCUGCGUUCGGCGGUGGAGUGAUUAUGCCCGUAUCUCUGCCCGCGGUCCAGGCCGGGCUCGAGGAGAAAGACGCGGCGACUUCUACAGCACUAUGGGCCUUUAUCCGCAGCUUCGGCAUGAUCUGGGGUCUCGCGGUACCCGCAGCUAUCUUCAACAAUCAAUUCGAUAAGUUUGCCUCGUCGAUCAGCGAUAGCUCGGUACGUGAUAUGUUUUCUGGGGGUAAUGCGUAUGCCUACGCCUCGGGUGCAACCAUCAAUGCGCUCCCAGCCCGGGUGCGAGCCGAGACUAUCGAUGUGUAUACCCGUAGUCUGCGGGUGGUGUGGCAGGUGUCCAUCGGUUUUACGGGGUUGUCGUUCCUGCUCACCUUCUUGCAGAAGAGCAUCAAGUUGCGGUCGCAUCUGGAGACGGAUUACGGGCUGAAGGAGAAGGACGCAAAGGAGGGUUCGGAUAGAACUUUGGGGGCUCAUUAA